AAUCGUCUGCAUCUCUCUUUCCCCCCUCUGUCCUGCUGCUCCGGAUUCCCGCUCUCCCAGUUUUCAGAAACCCUAAAAAACUCGGAUUCUCUUCUGUUAUUUCUUCGUCGAGUCGAUUUUGCUGCUGUCUCCUCGCCACCCCCGUAGCCCGUCGGUCUCUUCGGCUUCGUCUUCUUCUUCCGAGUCUUUGCGACAUGGGGAAAGCUUCCAAAGACAAGAGGGAUAUCUACUAUCGAAAGGCAAAAGAAGAAGGUUGGCGGGCUCGGAGCGCUUUCAAGCUCCUGCAAAUCGACGAGGAGUUUAGCGUCUUCCAAGGAGUGAAGCGGGUAGUUGAUCUUUGUGCUGCUCCUGGGAGUUGGAGUCAGGUUUUGAGCCGAAGGCUAUAUGUGCCAGCUAAAAUGUCACCAGAUUGUAGGGAUGAUGAUCUUCCACUCAUUGUGGCAAUCGAUUUGCAGCCCAUGGCUCCAAUUGAUGGUGUUAUUCAAGUACAGGGUGACAUUACUAAUGCGCGAACUGCUGAAGUGGUCAUCAGGCAUUUUGAUGGAUGCAAAGCAGACUUGGUUGUUUGUGAUGGUGCUCCUGACGUUACUGGUCUUCAUGAUAUGGACGAAUUUGUUCAGUCACAACUUAUAUUGGCGGCAUUAACAAUUGUUACUCAUGUGCUUAAAGUGGGUGGAAAAUUUAUUGCAAAAAUAUUUCGGGGUAAAGAUACAAGUCUCCUGUAUUGCCAACUAAAGCUAUUCUUCUCUCAAGUUACCUUUGCUAAGCCGAAAAGUAGCCGCAACUCAAGUAUUGAGGCAUUUGUAGUUUGUGAGAACUAUUCACCUCCUGAAGGAUUUAAUGAGAAAGAUCUAUAUCUCCUGCUGGAGAAAGUGGGCAGUCCUUCUGGGGUUGAUGAUUUAGAUUGCCGAAGUGGAUGGUUGGAGGGACCAAACAAGAUUUAUAUUCCAUUUCUGGCGUGCGGAGAUCUAAGUGGCUAUGAUUCAGACCGUUCGUACCCACUGCCCAGCGUGGAAGGUGGUGGUUCCUACCGGAGUUUGGAUCCAGUGCAGCCCCCAAUAGCUCCUCCUUAUAAGACUGCCUUAGAGAUGAAAAAGGCCUCCAAUCAUGGGAUUGCAGAUAUGGACAAACUCCCUCUGGAUUCUUGACUCACUGUUAAUCUUUAUUUUGCCGCAGCGUUAGCAUUUACAGAGAGAUGCAACUGCAGUUUCUUUGAGUUUUGCAAAAGCAGAAAUGAUCUGUUUUCAUCAGCAGGCUUUUCUUAUUUGGACGGGUGGAUACAUUACAUAUUUUGGGUUCUAAAGCUCUAAACGAAAAAGAGAAGAAGAAGAAGAAGAAAAAACAAUAAUGCCAUGUUGCCUGUGUAUACAACACAUACAUGGGGUUUAGGCAUCAGUGUUGGUGUUUGCGGCCGGGCUGGGCUGGCGUUCGAGGGCUACGUGGUUUUGUUUGUUGAUGGUGGAGGGGCCGUUAUUUUUCUUUUUCUCUCUGUUUCUUUGUUUCUUUUCCUUCUGCAUGCUAUGCUGGCAUUUGGUGCCAUUUAUUGAUUGUAUCGACGGAAGGCAUCUUGGCCACCUACGCUAUGCUGAAUGUCUCGCAAAAAAACUCGGGCGCUGAAUGCCACGCACAAACAACCGGAAACUGGGUCUUCCAUAAUGGCUGUUUCUUUACAUUAGCAUGUUUAAUGGCUGGGAAGUUUUAAUUGAUUCAUAAAUGCAGUUUAAGGGUAUUCAUUUCA
This is a messenger RNA of Ananas comosus (pineapple), 1738 nucleotides long. RefSeq names its product putative tRNA (cytidine(32)/guanosine(34)-2'-O)-methyltransferase. The transcript has 11 exons. Lineage: Eukaryota; Viridiplantae; Streptophyta; Magnoliopsida; Poales; Bromeliaceae. Gene Ontology annotation, cellular component: cytoplasm. The record is from RefSeq and is a predicted model, not a curated record. Gene Ontology annotation, molecular function: tRNA methyltransferase activity. Gene Ontology annotation, biological process: tRNA methylation; cytoplasmic translation. The coding region runs from base 195 to 1148 and encodes 317 amino acids.